UCCGUCUGGCGCGGGGACUCUUAUUUUGACAGCCCGUCUGCGGACGUCGCGGCCCGUGAGCGCAGAGCAGCUUCGCGUCGCGAUUCUCCGCUAAUAAACUGCGCUUCGGUGUUAAAGCGGUGAUGCGGUGUGUGUGCGCGGUCUAAACACAUCCUCAGAGAGGCGUGUGUUGCCAUGGCGUCGGCUCCGGAGGCCGUGCACUACAUCCACCUGCAGAACUCGAGUCAGUCGGUGCUGGAGGCGCUGCGGUCCCAGCGCAGGAAAGGGCUGUUCUGCGACGUGACGGUGCGGAUCCACGACGCGUCUCUACGCGCUCACGCCUGCGUGCUGGCGGCCGGAAGCCCCUUCUUCCAGGACAAGCUGCUGCUGGGGCACUCGGAGAUCUCGGUGCCGCCGCUGGUGCCUGCGGAGACAGUGCGGCAGCUGGUGGACUUCAUGUACUCCGGGUCGCUGGUGGUGCUGCACUCGCAGGCGCUCUGCAUCCUGACCGCCGCCUCCAUCCUGCAGAUCAAGACCGUCAUCGACGAGUGCACGCAGAUCAUCUCGCAGCGCCGCGCCGCCGUGGAGGCCGCCGCUGCCGCAGGGGGAGGGGCCGGGGGCGGGCCCCUGGGGGCUGCUCUGCCCAAACAGGAGGAAGCCGAUGGCGGGAAAGCCCGAGAGAACGCCGCGCUGCAGGGAUACGCCUACAACAUGGCCGCCGACUGCGGAUCCGACAUGGCGGCCGCUCUCGGCGGGGCUCAGGGUGAUGGUGGCGGUCUGGAAGGUGGAGUUGGCCCUCUGAUGCCGCUCGCUGAGCUAGGGGGCGGGGCCAUGUGUAGAGGCGAGGGGCUGGGCGUAGCGGGGGGCGGGGCCAUGCUGAAGGCCAGCAGCUGCUCGCAGGAGAUCUACAUGCUGAGUGCGGAGCGCGCCGGACAGAACAUCGCCGCUAACGAACGCGGAGCCGUGGAGUAUGGCGGUGUGGGGGCGGAGCUGGGGGCGGAACUCGGAGGCGGAGUUGAGCGCUUCAGCGAAGAGGAGGACAGAGACCUGCAGGAGGCGGAGCGAGAGGCGGAGCGAGACCGGCAGACCGCACACACACGCAAACAGAGACAGCCGCUGCGCCUGCAGGUGCUGGGCGGAGCUGAGGUGGUGGUAAAGAACGAAGGUGUGCAGGAAGGGGAGGGGCUAUUCGAGAUGGACGAGCGAGGAAACACCUCACACCACGGCUACACACAGGCUGGGUUCUACGAGGACUCUUCCGUCUUUUCGGGGGGGUUCUGGUCUCAGUCGGACCCUCAGUCUCUGGGCUCAAACCCUCGAGCUCGAGUCAGCAAACCUCCCUCUCCACCCGCAGCGCAGAUGCUAUUCCAGUUUCCCGCCAGCGAAUCACAAUCCUCCUCCUUCUUUGUGGGUGGACCCAUGGUGAUCGACAACUUAGCUGAUUCCUGCCAGCAGGCCCCACCCCCUGCACCCCUGACCCCAGCUCCACCCCCCUCCACCCCAGCAUGCAUUGCGGGUCCGAGCUUCACACCGACGGGCUCCGAGACGUCCUUCGACUGCAGCCACUGCGGGAAAUCACUGCGCUCGCGCAAGAACUACAGCAAACACAUGUUCAUCCACUCCGGCCAGAAGCCUCAUCAGUGCAGCAUUUGCUGGCGCUCCUUCUCUCUGCGGGAUUACCUGCUAAAGCACAUGGUGGUGCACACGGGCGUGCGGGCGUUCCAGUGCUCCGUCUGCAGCAAGCGAUUCACACAGAAGAGCUCGCUCAACGUGCACAUGCGCACACAUCGCGUGGAGCGCACCUUCACCUGCGCCGUCUGCCACCGCGCCUUCACACACCGCACGCUGCUGGAGAGACAUGCCCUGCAGCACCAGCAUGCCCCGCCCAUCAAACCAGCUGCCACUCACAUGGAGCAGGGCGGGUCCAGUGGACCGGGCUCCGCCUCCUAGAGGAACGAGCAGAUUCAACAAUCAGACCCGGGAGCUUUAACACACACACACAAACAUACACAUAAACACACACACACAUACACAUACACACAGAGAUGCACUUGUACAAACACAGAGACAUGUACACGCACACACAAACACAGAAAGACAGACACACAUACACACUUACAUAAACACACAGACGCACACACAUAAACAUGCACACAAAUACAGACAAUCAAACGCACACACACAACGACACACACACUCACCUAACGCACACACAUACACACUCGGCCUCUUCAACCCAGAAAACCUCAUAAACACACAAACCUCAUGGAGUGACCCACACUACCCCACACACACCGGCCUGCGUGCGCGUGCCGGCGGGACCUUCUCAGUGUUGUCAGUGUUUGAUCUGUGUUGUGGACGUUUCUCGGACUCAUCAGAACCACGAUGACCUCAGGACCAGACGAGCAGGAUUGAUUACCUCCAUUUUGAUUUCAGCAUCAGCCUCCAUUUCUACAUUUUUUAUCGGCGAUAUGCUUAAUCUGAUGAUAUUUUUAUGGGGAAGCGCUCUGUGCGGGUGUAUGUUGGGCUUCGCUGCUGCGCGCGGCCUCAGAUGUAUUCUGCUCGCUUUGGUUUGCGUAUCUAGCAUGUGCUCGCUUUCGCUGCAUGACGCUGCAUUAAAUGCAUUGUGACGUUUG
Messenger RNA from Danio aesculapii, 2615 nucleotides. RefSeq names its product zinc finger and BTB domain containing 45 (gene zbtb45). Gene Ontology annotation, biological process: regulation of cytokine production; regulation of immune system process; negative regulation of transcription by RNA polymerase II. The transcript has 6 exons. Bases 175 to 1929 code for a protein of 584 amino acids. Gene Ontology annotation, molecular function: protein binding. NCBI's taxonomy places the organism in Eukaryota, Metazoa, Chordata, Actinopteri, Cypriniformes, Danionidae. The record is from RefSeq and is a predicted model, not a curated record.